UGGAGAGAAAGUCCCGCACGUACUUGCGCUGCCCAUAUGUUAUCAAAUUAUUAUUCAUGUUAUGGCUCUGCUCUGCACUUGUAUGCUCAUUGGAAUACGACAACCUUAACAAUUGAAAGAGCCUGAGCGUGAGCCUUUAAGUGAUCGGUUGUUGGCACUCUGAACAAGAGAGAGUGAAGAGCAAGCGAGAUUAAAAAAAAAAGGUAAAAAGAUGGGAGAAACAGCUCAUAACCACCAGCAGCCACCGCCACCACAAGCAGCGGCAGCACCACCACCACCACCUCCACCAUCACUUGCUUUGUCAAGAGGUCCUACUUGGACUCCUGCUGAGCAACUCCAGCAGCUCCAUUACUGCAUCCACUCCAAUCCCUCUUGGCCUGAGACAUGUCUGCUGGCUUUCGAACACUAUAUUGUGAUGCUUGGAACUACGGUCUUGAUUGCACGUAAUCUUGUGCCUCGAAUGGGCGGGGACCCUGGUGAUACUGCCCGUGUUAUUCAAACAUUGCUGUUUAUGUCAGGAAUCAAUACACUGCUUCAAACAAUUAUUGGAACAAGGCUUCCGACGGUGAUGGGUCCUUCGUAUGCUUUUGUACUGCCAGUUUUAUCAAUCAUGAGAGAUUACAAUAAUGAAACCUUCUCGAAUGAGCAUGAUAGAUUUGUAGACACUAUGAGAACGAUACAAGGAUCAUUGAUUGUUUCUUCCUUUGCCAACAUCAUUCUCGGGUUUAGCAAAGCAUGGGGUAAUUUGACAAGGUUCUUUAGUCCCAUUACUGUCGCGCCUGUGGUUUGUGUAGUGGGUCUUGGUCUGUUUAUGAGGGGCUUUCCACUACUUGCCAACUGUGUGGAAAUUGGCCUGCCUAUGCUGAUUCUGCUAAUAAUUUGUCAGUAUUUGAAGUAUCUACAUCCCAGGGCCAACCCUGCAAUUGAGAGGUUUGGUUUACUCGUCUGCGUUGGUAUUAUUUGGGCUUUUGCUGCUAUCCUCACUGUUUCCGGUGCUUACAACAAUGUGGGGCAGCAAACUAAACAGAGUUGCCGCACAGACCGAUCGUAUCUUAUGUCAUCUGCCUCAUGGGUCCAAGUCCCAUACCCCUUUCAAUGGGGGGCGCCUAUAUUCAGAGCAAGUCACGUCUUCGGGAUGAUUGGGGCAGCGCUUGUUUCAUCUGCAGAGUCCACUGGAACCUUUUUUGCUGCAGCUCGGCUUGCGGGUGCUACACACCCUCCUGCUCAUGUUCUUAGCCGAAGUAUUGGUCUGCAGGGUGUGAGCUUGUUGCUUGAUGGAAUUUUUGGUGCAGCUGUUGGUACCACUGCAUCAGUUGAAAACGUUGGGCUUCUUGGACUCACACACGUAGGGAGCCGAAGAGUGGUGCAGAUUUCAACUGCUUUCAUGUUCUUUUUCUCCAUCUUUGGCAAAUUUGGUGCCUUGUUUGCUUCUAUUCCUCUGCCGAUAUUUGCUGCUAUAUACUGUGUUUUAUUUGGGAUUGUUGCUGCAAUCGGUAUUUCAUUUAUACAGUUUUCGAACAAUAACUCCAUGAGAAACCACUACGUUUUGGGUCUGGCUUUGUUCCUUGGGAUAUCGAUACCACAAUAUUUUGUCAGCAACACCACUGGGGAUGGACAUGGACCAGUUAGAACAGAUGGUGGAUGGUUUGAUGACAUAUUGAACACACUUUUCUCAUCCCCUCCAACGGUAGCAAUGAUUGUUGGGACAUUGCUCGAUAGCACACUGGAAGCAAGGCAGACUAUCAAUGACCGAGGAAUUCCAUGGUGGAAACCUUUCCAGAGCAGAAAGGGUGAUGUUAGAACUGACGAGUUCUACAGUCUGCCCCUUAGGAUAAAUGAGUGGAUGCCCACCAGAUUUCUCUGAAUAAACUUCGCUUCCUUGUAUAUUAGAUAUACCAUAAGCAAAUUCCGUGUUAGCAUGCAUGGUGAGGCGAGGCGAGGCCUUUAAGUUGUUGCAAAGAACUGUAAACAUUACCCAUCGAGGAGUAGUUUUCCUUUUCUCUUCGUUAAUCUCGAUACAACAAGGUUUUGUUUUAGUCUCAGGUUACUAGCCUAGACGAAGGAGCAUUGUGAAAUCUAGACGGAUUGUCUGUGCAGUGUAGAAGCGAAAUUUUCAGUGGAUAAAAGGUCUUGCCACGAACUAAGAGAAGUGCUUGUAAACUAUAUUGAAUUGUACCAGUACUGGUGAAGAUGAUCAUUAAUUUUGUUAUUAUCAUCAUCAUCAUAAAAUUCUCUCAUCCUUGGCCAUGACUACAGGUGCCUUGUUGAGUA
Molecule: messenger RNA, 2271 nt
Organism: Populus nigra (black poplar)
Lineage: Eukaryota; Viridiplantae; Streptophyta; Magnoliopsida; Malpighiales; Salicaceae
Product: nucleobase-ascorbate transporter 3-like
Exons: 15
Coding region: 212-1864 (550 amino acids)
Biological process (GO): transmembrane transport
Cellular component (GO): plasma membrane; plasmodesma
Molecular function (GO): transmembrane transporter activity
Source: RefSeq, a predicted model, not a curated record